CACCGUACCAGCUGCCGGUAAUCCUGGGAAUACCGUGACACCGGGACUGCCCGGGCUGCCGGUACCGCGGAGUCGGGAUCCGGGUCCCCAGCUCAGCCUGAGAUGCACCUCGGCACUGGGAGCACUGGUUGCAGGCUGGUGGGAGCAGCCAUGAGGGACAUGCUUGGAUCUGGAUGCCUUGGGAGCCUUGUCCAACUCGCCUGGAUGUGCCUGUUCUCCGUGCCGCACGGUGGGGCCAAGGUGCUGGAGAAGACCUUUGAGGAGUGGCUGCGGUACCGUGACGAGUGUCUGAGGAGGAUGGCGAGCGAGCCCUACCCCGCAGGGCUGUUCUGCAACCGGACAUUCGACAUGUAUGCCUGCUGGCCCGACGGGAGCCCUGGCACCGCUGUGAACGUCUCCUGCCCCUUCUACCUGCCCUGGUUUGAGAAAGUGAAACACGGGCUGGUGAGUCGCCGGUGCGGUGCCGACGGGCAGUGGGUGAUGGUGAAUGGCAGCCAGCCCUGGAGGGACUACUCACAGUGCGAGGAGGAGAUGGAGGUCACCGCUGAGGAGGAGGGUGCCCGCAGGCUGAUGGUGAGCUUCAAGGUGCUCUACACCGUGGGGUACUCGCUGUCACUCCUCACCCUCAUCUCUGCCCUGCUCGUCCUCACCGUCUUCAGGAACCUCCGCUGCACCAGGAAUUACAUCCAUGCCAACCUUUUCGCCUCCUUUGGCCUGCGGGCGACCUCGGUGAUGGUGAAGGACGCGCUGCUGGAGCGGCGCUGGGGCGUGGAGCUGCUGCAGGUGGCUGACUGGGAGAACCUGCUGAGCCACGAGGCUGCGCUGGGGUGCCGGGUGGCGCAGGUGCUGAUGCAGUACUGCAUCCUGGCCAACCACUACUGGUUCCUGGUGGAAGCCAUCUACCUCUACAAGCUGCUCAUCGGGGCCGUGUUCUCCGAGAAGAAUUACUACAGGCUCUACCUCUACCUGGGCUGGGGGACCCCCGUGGUGUUCGUGGUGCCCUGGAUGGCUGCCAAGUACUUGAAGGAGAAUGCAGAGUGCUGGGCACUGAAUGAGAACAUGGCUUACUGGUGGAUCAUCCGCAUCCCCAUCCUGCUUGCCUCCCUGAUCAACCUGCUCAUUUUCAUGCGGAUCCUCAAGGUGAUCCUGGCCAAGCUCCGAGCCAACCAGAAGGGCUACGCUGACUACAAGCUGCGGCUGGCCAAAGCCACCCUCACCCUCAUCCCUCUCUUCGGUAUCCAUGAGGUUGUCUUCAUCUUCGCCACCGACGAGCAAACCACGGGCAUCCUGCGCUACAUCAAGGUGUUCUUCACCCUCUUCCUCAACUCCUUCCAGGGUUUCCUGGUGGCCGUGCUGUACUGCUUUGCCAACAAGGAGGUGAAGUCUGAGAUGAAGAAGAAGUGGCAGCUCUGGAAGCUCGACUACCCAGUGCUCUGCUGUGCCCAGUGAUGCAGUGACUGCCCGCAGAGCCAGGGCACAGGGGCUGCUGUUCACAACGGGCACGAGGGCCCAGCUGGAGGGUGGGGGAUUGUGGGGAGCUGUGCUGGGCAGUGCCCACCUGGGACGUCCAGGCUGGGACCAGCGUUUGGCUGUGCCACACUGGAGCUGCUGGAAGGGACAUCCCCCCACUGUGGUCCAAGGGGGAGAUGGGCACCCCAGACAUUGCCAGGCAUCGUUGCCUCCUUGGGGGCCUCACCUUGCCUGGGCUUGGGGGCUGCGUGGGCAGCAGGAACUGCUUCCUACCACCACCUGUGCACCAUCAGCAACCCCUGCCAGCACCCACCAGCCGUGUGCAGGGGAACCCCCUGCCCACCCACACUGCCCAGGCACAUGUGGGAGGGGAUCACGGCAGCUGGAGGGAGCCUGACCCUCAGCAGUGGGAAUGGGAGACUUUAUUCAGCCUGGCACUGCUGCAUGGACCUGCUGCCCCUCUGCCCAAACCCUCCUGUGGCACCAACACGUCAGGACAGGCAUCCCUGUCCUCCCCUCCUUGUCCUACCCAAGGAUCAUCUCACCAAUCCCGACAGCUCCCAGACAUCCACAGUCAUCUUGUGAAGCUCUUCACAGUGAGGUGCAGCUUCUGCACCUUCUCUCCAUCCUCAUCACGGACACAGAACGUGGCUCCAGCACCCACCUCCUUCUCGCUGCUCUUCAGCUGCACACACUGCUUGGUUCCUCCUCUCCAAGCCCC
Messenger RNA from Pipra filicauda (Wire-tailed manakin), 2191 nucleotides. Its product is annotated as glucagon receptor-like. Bases 103 to 1449 code for a protein of 448 amino acids. Gene Ontology annotation, molecular function: glucagon receptor activity; peptide hormone binding. The record is from RefSeq and is a predicted model, not a curated record. Lineage: Eukaryota; Metazoa; Chordata; Aves; Passeriformes; Pipridae. Gene Ontology annotation, cellular component: plasma membrane. The transcript has 14 exons. Gene Ontology annotation, biological process: adenylate cyclase-modulating G protein-coupled receptor signaling pathway; cell surface receptor signaling pathway.